AUGAAAGUAGUAUAAUUUAACAAUGGAUUGUAUUAUGGACAACUUGAUUACUUUCACAAAAAGAUUGGCUUAGGGGUAUAUGUUUAUGAUGACUCUACCCUUUAUUAUGGAUAAUGGAAAAACGAUCUUUAUAAUGGCGAAGGAUUGAUUGUAUUCCCCUAUGGUGCAAUUUUGAAGGCCACCUUUAAGAACCAUUCCAUAGAUGGCAUAGGACUCUUGAUAACCAACAAUGAAGUCCUGAUUGGAGAAUAUCAAAAUUCUGUUUUAAUGAAUAAAGCAUUGCUCUUCAAUGGGAAAUAAUGGAAAUUGAGAUCAUUUUUCAAAAAUGGCCAAUUCGAAGAUGUGGAUUGUCAACCUAGCAAAGAAUAAAAACUAUUCUCGGAAUUCAUUAAGCAAUACCCCUCACUCUAUAAAAGCAAACUCUUGUUAUCUUUGGUUGGGUUUACUAUGCAUGAAAAUUAAAUGUUCAUUGGGGAGUUUAAGAACAACAAACUGGAUGGGUUUGGUAGGAUCUUGGACUUCGACAAAAGAGUACUGGAGGAUGGUUAUUAUAAGAACGGAUUGUUGCAGAAGGGCUUUAGAUAUUACGUUGAAAACAACUCAUUCGAAUAGGUUUAACUUGUAUUUGAACAGGGAUCAUUUGAUUAUAAGAUAAUGAUGAAAGGAGACGAUUUUCCCAUUGAAUUGAUUAAGAAACAAAGAGCACUUAUGCAUCUCACAUCUAAGUAAUUCAUUAGCAAAUCCUAAGAAAUUCAUUACUUUCACAGUAGAUAUCAAAAAUGUAACCAUCAACUCAAACCAUUACUAAAAAUUACUUUGAAUCAAUUUAUUAUAGAAGAGGACGUUUCAAACGAGGGGGAGACAAAUAAACCAAUUGAACAUGUUAGGAAAGCCUCAUUUCACAAUGAAAAGAAUAAAUAGUUGGAUGAGCAGACAACCAUCAGAACCACAUCCUUCCACGAAAAGAAUAGAUAAUUUGAAUUAGACAUGUGUAAGAUUGAAUUUGAAAAUGCCUUAAGACCUUAGCAUUCAAAUGUAAGAUAGCCAUAAAGAAAGAGGAUAUUUGAUAAACAUAAUUUUUGA
Messenger RNA from Paramecium octaurelia, 1083 nucleotides. The record is from the annotation of a GenBank genome assembly. NCBI's taxonomy places the organism in Eukaryota, Ciliophora, Oligohymenophorea, Peniculida, Parameciidae.